Messenger RNA from Venturia canescens, 3575 nucleotides. Its product is annotated as transmembrane protease serine 9-like. Gene Ontology annotation, biological process: proteolysis. The transcript has 16 exons. Bases 3 to 3440 code for a protein of 1145 amino acids. Gene Ontology annotation, molecular function: serine-type endopeptidase activity. The record is from RefSeq and is a predicted model, not a curated record. Lineage: Eukaryota; Metazoa; Arthropoda; Insecta; Hymenoptera; Ichneumonidae.
AAAUGAUGUUUCACUACGUGUUGGCUGCUCUCCUCGUUGCCCAGGGUUGCCUGGCCCACGCCGGAUAUCGAAUCAUCGAUGGAGAUGAGUCUCCGCCCCAUCAAUUCCCUUACAUGGUCUCAGUCGUGUGGGGUCUCCCACCAGUUUUCUCGUACAGACACAUGUGCGGAGGUACAAUUCUCAGCGAAAAGUGGAUUCUGACCGCCGCCCAUUGUGUCGAGAAAUCCCCAUGGAUUGGUAAACUGGGAGUUUACGCCGGCAAACAUAUUAUCAAUCAGAGAGAGGAUGGUCAACAAUUUUCGACCGUGGGCCUCAAGGUUCUCCACUGGAAGUACCCUGAAGGCAACGGCGAGCACGACAUCGCCAUGUUGAAACUGGUAACUCCGCUGCAAUUCGGGCCCUACAUCAAAGCUGCUAAAUUGCCGAGAGGAGAUAGAAUCCCUUCUGGAACCAGCGUCCUCGCUGGUUGGGGCUCGGUCUCGAAGGGCUGGUUGCCCAAAUAUCCAGCAAUUCUCCAAACGGCAACCGUUCCUAUCAUCGAUAAUGACAGGUGCUACUCUGCCUUGCACGAACUGUCUGGUGAUUAUCGACUCUUCAAGACGCAGUUGUGCACAGGGCCACUUUACGGAUCCGUUUCUGCAUGUCACGGAGAUGGCGGCGGUCCUCUUGUACAGUAUGACGAAAACGCUAUUGCAGAGCUCGUAGGAAUCGUCUCAUGGUCAAAGUACCCGUGUGGAUCCGGUGCACCGACUAUCUACACGCGUGUAUCUGCAUACGUCGAGUGGAUCAAAAACAAACUUUUAGACACAAUGAAUGCUAAAUUUCUUUUCGCCUUUUGCACCGUCCUUGCAACGGCUGUAAGCCAAAGAAUCGGUUUCAACCUACCGACUCUCGGACUCGGUCGCAUCGUCGGUGGCGAGGACGCUAGAAAGAACGAAUUCCCUCACCAAGUUUCCCUCCAAUGGGGUAUUCCGCCACUAGUUAAAUACCAACAUUUUUGUGGUGGAUCGAUUAUUGACAGCCAGUGGGUUCUCACUGCCGGCCAUUGCGCCGAAGCUGUUCCCUGGAUCGGUAGUUUCGUAAUCAAGGCUGGAAAACACAACGUCAAAGUUAGCGAAGCUGAUGAACAAGUGAUUUCUGUAACGAAAAAAAUUGUUCAUGAAAAAUACGAAGGGGAUGUCGGCCCAUAUGACCUCGCUCUCCUGAAGCUGAAAUCUCCUCUCGUCCUGAGCAAUGCUGUAAAGGUGAUAAGUAUACCAAAGAACGUGACGGUACCAUCCGGGAACAGCACCCUUUCUGGAUGGGGUUCGAUUUCAGCGGACGGUAAAGAAUUGCCUGCAAUCUUGCAGAAGGCUGUUCUCCCGCUAAUAGAUCUAAAGACUUGCAAUGCCACGUUGGAAGAGCUCGUUGGACCGAGCCCGUUGCACGAAACCAACAUUUGCACUCGAUCUUUGAACGAACAAUCGGCUUGCAGUGGUGAUUCCGGCGGUCCGUUGAUAAAAAACAACACUUCCGGUAAUGCGGAACUAAUCGGAGUCGUUUCCUGGGGUGUGCUGCCUUGCGGCGCGGACGCGGCUCCUUCCGUGUACGUCGACGUGUCCCAAUUCGGUGACUGGAUCAACGCCACGACGUCUGGCUUUAUCUCCGAUCAUUGGUAUAAAAAUACGGGGGGCAGGUCGAAGGAAUCAUUAAACCGAGUCGCCAUGUCUCCGAAUCUUGUGGUCGUCUUCAGUACCAUCCUCGUCGCGGUGGUGCAGGCCGCGGACCCCUUUUUCGGUUUCAAUGUGCCGAAACUCGGUUUCAACUCCGGUCGUAUCGUCGGUGGCGAGGACGCCGAACCUGGCGAAUUUCCCUAUCAAGUCUCGCUCCAAUGGAGCCAAAGCAGUUCCCAGGAAGGUCGUCACUUCUGCGGCGGUUGUAUUCUCAGUGAAAAUUACAUCGUGACUGCUGGACAUUGCGCUCUUGCUGUCCCGUCGUACGGCAGUUUCGUUGUCAAGGCUGGAAAACACUUCAUCACCAGAGCCGAGCCUGAGGAACAAGUUGUCGAGGUUGAAAAAUCCGUCGUCCAUCCCGAAUACGUAGGAUAUGUUGCUCCCUACGACAUCGCUGUUCUGAAGCUGAAGACUCCGCUGAAGUUUAACUCGGCGGUUCAGCCAAUCGAGCUACCGAAACAGGGCGAGAUUUUCGAGGGGAAGAGUCACCUAUCCGGAUGGGGUUCGGUGGCAGGAAACGGGCAGGAAAUGCCGACGGUUCUUCAGAAAGUCGUUUUGCCGAUUCUGAACUUCGAACCUUGCAAAAAAGCAUUCGACACUAUCGUCGGAUCCAGCCAUCCAUUGAGUCCGAAGAACAUUUGCACCUCAGGAGAAAACGGCCGUUCCGCUUGCAGCGGCGAUUCCGGCGGUCCUCUAGUUUUCAAAACUGAUUACCAAACAACUUUAAUCGGACUGGUUUCAUGGGGCAUCAUGCCGUGCGGCCAAAUCCACGCACCUUCGGUGUACACCCAAGUCUCCGAUUUCGUCGACUGGAUCAACCAGGAAACGAGUAUAAAUUGGUCUGAGCCAACUCAAUUCUUUGCUAAUCGACGAAGGACCAUGACUUCGAAACUCCUGCUGAUCAUCUGUGCUCUUGUCGCUACGAUUAACGCCGUGGAGCCGCAAUUCGGUAACAAUGUUCCACGCCUCAGUCUCGGAUUCGGUCGUAUCGUCGGAGGCGAGGAUGCCCAGGAGGGCGAAUUCCCUCAUCAGGUUUCACUCCAGUGGGGCGUGCCUCCCCUAAUUCGUUACAAACACUUUUGUGGUGGCAGCAUUAUUUCCAGCCGGUGGAUCGUCACCGCUGGACAUUGUGUUCUCGCGAUACCAUCCUUCGGUAGCUUCAAAGUAAAAGCUGGAAAAUACAACAUCAAAAAAACGGAAAGCGACGAACAGGGCGCUCUUGUUCAAUUGAAGAUCGUCCAUGAGAGUUACAAAGGGAACGUUGCACCCUAUGACAUUGCUCUUCUGAAGCUGAAGACUCCCCUAGCCCUGAACGAGGCAGUGAAGGCGAUAAGUUUACCGGAAAUGGGAGUGGAACCGAGCGGAAGCAGUAUUCUCUCUGGCUGGGGUUCCAUUUCGGGGAGCGGUUUAAAGAUGCCUCGAAUAUUGCAGAAAGCUGUUUUACCAAUAAUCGAUUACGAGACUUGCAAAGCUUCCUUGGAAGCUCUCACCGGACCGAGCCCGUUGCACGAGACCAACGUUUGCACCGGAUCUACAUCCGGUCAAUCGGCCUGCAGCGGCGAUUCCGGUGGUCCGUUGAUCGUGAAAAAGUCUUCCGGAGCUGUGGAGUUGAUCGGAGUUGUUUCGUGGGGCUUGAUGCCUUGCGGUUCUCAAAAUGCGCCUUCUGUGUACACAGGCGUUUCGAAAUUCGUUGACUGGAUCCGGACAAACAUGAAGAAAAACGCAUAAAUUUCAACCACAUUCACUCGCCUUGACCCGGAAAUAUCUAGAAUAAGAAACGCCUAUUGAAUUUGAUGUUAAUUUCAUACGAAAUAAAAAUAAAAACAAGUCCCACCGACUCGUGCGGAUGAGAUUAAGCAAAAA